This is a messenger RNA of Onychostoma macrolepis, 1861 nucleotides long. Its product is annotated as CD276 antigen homolog. Gene Ontology annotation, biological process: positive regulation of T cell proliferation; cell surface receptor signaling pathway; immune response. The transcript has 4 exons. Gene Ontology annotation, cellular component: external side of plasma membrane. The record is from RefSeq and is a predicted model, not a curated record. NCBI's taxonomy places the organism in Eukaryota, Metazoa, Chordata, Actinopteri, Cypriniformes, Cyprinidae. The coding region runs from base 598 to 1191 and encodes 197 amino acids.
CUUUUUUUUUUUUUUAAUUAGGUGUGAAAAAAUAAUGCAGCUUUUUACAUUUUAAAUCUAAAACAGAUGUUAUUUGUCUGACUGAUAUGGUUAGUUGAAUUCUCUGAAUCAGAACAAGUUGAAUAAAAGACCAGCUCUGCAUUUUGUUGCGCCGUUCAUGAUUUACAGAGUGCUGGAGUUAUAACAACAGCAAAAAAACAAAAGAAAAACAAAAACAAAACAUGUACAACAAUAAUUAAUGAUAAAGAUUCAGUAAAUUAUCAAUAACCAUAAAGCCAUCAAGAGUAAACAUUUGCUGAAAAGCGUGUAAACAUUAAAUUAUUUCUCAGGAGUUUUAAAUGUAUGUUAGUAACUUUGGGAAAGAAUAACUAUAAUCGUAUAAUCUAUUAUGAUAAUCUAUUAUAAUAUAACUAUAAUAGUGAGCCGAUCAUGUCACGUGUUUGCUGGUGACGUCACUUUCUUCGAUGUCAUCGAGGUGCGCAUGGCAAAUUGAUACGGAAGUGUUACAUUAUUUUUUGUUUGAAAAAAAGUAAUAUUUUACCUUUAUAUCAGACAUAUUUAUAAGUUAUAUAAUUUAAUAUAUCAUAUGAAUAAUAAAUGGGCAUCAUGAUCUUCAGCUGUUGCUUCAUCUGUGUUUUUGCAUCGCUGGUGAAUAAAGUAUCUCUUCAGGUCACAGUAGAGGCUGUUUUUGGUGGUUCUGUUGUCCUGCCGUUUUCUUCAGCUCAACAUGAUCAUAAACCUCGAGACAUUGAUGUGUAUUGGAGACACAAUGGCAGCAAGAUUGUGUUUGAUAUAAUCAAGGGUAAAGCUUCAGUAGAUCAACAGGACCCACGGUACAAGAACAGAGUUGAAACUUUCCCUGAAGAGUAUCUGAGAGGAAACUUCUCACUUAAACUCAUCAAUCUUCAACACACUGAUGCAGGAAAAUACACCUGUCUCAUCUCACACUCAUCUAAACAUGAGACUGUGGAGCUGAUCAUCAAAGAAUCAACUGAAAAAGGAAACAAAACCAAUGAUCAAGAAAAACCAAACCAAGCAGAAACGGUACGAAAUGUAGUUAUCAUUGUAGUAUCUGUAUUAGUAUUAUUAGUAGUACUAAUAGUUAUUAUUAUAUUUUACUUGAGAAAAAAAAGAGCUCAAGCUCCCUUAUUCUCAUCAGACAGGAUUGAAGAACAAACAACAGUGACAUAAACAGGUCUAAAAGUUUCACUUUACACUUUCUCUGACAGAAAAGUUACAUUUAUUCGAAUCGUUACAUCUUUCAUUGGUUUCUUCUGGUGUAUGAACCAGCUGCUGUACAAGACAGUGUUUUGAUCUUUUAUUUUAUUGCCACAUGCACUGGUUUGUUUUUAUUGUAUAACAGAAUAAUAUCUUGAAAAACUGAGAUCUUGAAACUCUUUUUAUAGUUUAGUGACUGAAUCGAUCAGUAUGUUGCUGCCUUAACAUUUCUGUACAACAAGUGCUCUUUCUGGUUGUGUUUGCCAGAAUGUAUUUUGUAUUCUUUCUGUAUUAUAUUAUAUUUGUUAAAUUGUUGCUGCACAUCAUGUAAAGUGCAGAAGAUAAAACAGAUAAACACGUUGCUCAGGUUUGAGAUGUUGACUGAUGUCAGAAGAGCUCAAUAUGAUGUAUUUAUUCACAACCUUGAAUGAAUUUGCUUCAUAUGCACGAUUCCAGUUUGAUGAGGUUCUGGCUACAAGUUAUAAUAUGCCUUUUCAUGUAAAUGCAUGAGAUUCAUGAGAGUGUGAAAAUACACUUUUGCCUUUAGAUCUCUACUGCGUUAUUCUCAGGUGCUUUCAAAGCUGAAGAAACUUGUAUUCAUUGUAUGUGGAUGAUCUCUGUGUUCAAGACUCAAUAAAUUGUG